CUCGGCUUGCCUUAGUCGUCGUGUUCUCCGUGUAGUGUUAUUUUGCGUGCAUUUAUUGGUUCUUCGCUUAUACCAGAAUAUUUGCGUUCGGCAGAUAGUGCUGCAGGUUUAGUAUCUAUCACCAUUGAUACAUUGAAAAAAAAAUUAGUGGACUUCAAUACGUCAGUAACAACACUUUCUCUGGUGCAGCAGUACCCACUAGAUCCCGUUAGAUAAUCGUGUUUUCUCAGACAUUUCUGAUCUCAUGGUGAAAUUUGAAAACUCUUGAUAUAGCACGAAUGAAAGUAGGUAUCGGAUUGAUUCCGUGAAUAUGAUUUAUUUGAACGCAGUGGCACACGAAAAGUGAUUAUAUAAAAACAAAAAAGUGCUCGAGGAGGUGGCGGAGAAACGUAGAAUUUCUGUUGACAGUGGUGUUCCCAAUUUUUAGUCACUGCAUUAGCGUUUCACUUUUUUCGUGGUAAAAGUAGGUGCGGAAAACGCUACCAUUCCGAGGAAAACCAUUGUGCAACAACGUUGCACUAAGUGUUGGCGGAACGAGCCGAGGAAGGAACAGAAAAUAUUUUCGUUGAAAAUCACGUCAUUCAUUGUAGAACCGUACCGUGUGACGAAGACGGAUAGACGUCGUGGAAGUUUAGUGCAGAAUUGGUCAAUCCGAUAAAAAUAGAACACGCGUCGAUCAAUUAUCGGCGAUUGCGAAAGGACUAUUAAUGAAAUCUUAAAUGAAUUGGUUGCAGUAAAACGCGAAAGGAACGCUGUGUUCUAUUUAUCUAGCGAUUGCGAAACUGAUAUCGUCAUUGCGUUGAGCAUCAGUCAGUCAGUGUAAUUGCGCGACUGGCAGCCGUACUGGGCAAAAGUAGGCUGACGACGACCAGCGAAACAUAAACUCUGCAGAGUCAUCUGGAUCAUCAUCAGCCGACGGUGACGGUGGCGAAGGCAUCAGUCGAUCAAACACAGAGGAAAAAUCGUUGGAGCACAAACAACAGAAAGGCGAAUUACGCAAAGGUGGGACAAGGUGAAGCGCAGAGAAAAACAGAAAAUCGUUGUUGUUUUUUCCUUCGUUAUUUACCUUUGAGUACUUUGGGGCUAGCUCUAAACUGUGUGUGGCAAUCCAAGAAUUUUAAACACCUCUCGCGGAUAGGAAAAAAAGCGACCAAAAAGCGCAGCGAAAAUGACAGCCACGGACAACACGAUCCGCUUCAGUGAUCACACGUUGGACAAAGCGACCAAGGCGAAAGUGACGCUGGAAAACUACUACAGCAAUCUGAUAACCCAGCAUGGCGAGCGCAAACAGCGUCAGGCCAAGCUGGAAGCCUCCCUGAAAGACGAGGCCCUAUCGGAAUCCCAGCGGCAGGAGAAACGGAUGCAGCACGCUCAAAAGGAAACGGAAUUCCUGCGACUAAAACGAUCCCGACUAGGGGUGGAAGACUUUGAGGCACUGAAGGUCAUCGGUCGGGGGGCCUUUGGUGAGGUGCGAUUGGUACAGAAAAAGGACACGGGGCAUGUAUAUGCCAUGAAAGUGCUUCGGAAAGCGGACAUGUUGGAGAAGGAGCAGGUGGCACACGUUAGAGCCGAACGCGAUGUACUGGUCGAAGCCGACCAUCAAUGGGUUGUAAAGAUGUACUAUAGUUUUCAGGAUUCGGUCAAUUUGUACUUGAUUAUGGAGUUCCUACCGGGUGGCGACAUGAUGACUCUGCUUAUGAAGAAAGAUACGCUUUCGGAAGAGUGUACUCAGUUCUAUAUCGCUGAAACGGCCCUUGCUAUCGACUCUAUCCAUCGGCUGGGUUUCAUACAUCGAGAUAUAAAGCCAGACAAUUUACUUCUGGAUGCUCGCGGUCACUUGAAAUUGUCCGACUUCGGCCUCUGUACUGGAUUGAAAAAGUCUCAUAGAACGGAUUUCUACCGCGAUCUGUCGCAAGCGAAACCGUCGGACUUCAUCGGGACCUGUGCCAGUCCGAUGGAUUCGAAAAGAAGGGCAGAAAGUUGGAAAAGGAAUCGCCGAGCAUUGGCCUAUAGCACCGUUGGUACACCGGACUAUAUCGCACCGGAAGUAUUUUUACAAACCGGCUACGGACCUGCUUGCGAUUGGUGGUCCCUCGGGGUUAUUAUGUAUGAAAUGCUAAUGGGCUAUCCACCAUUUUGUUCGGAUAAUCCACAAGACACAUAUCGGAAAGUGAUGAACUGGCGUGAGACACUAAUCUUUCCACCGGAGACACCAAUCUCGGAGGAAGCGCGGGACACGAUCGUCAAAUUUUGCUGUGAAGCCGAGCGUCGAUUGGGUUCACAACGUGGUAUUGAAGAUUUGAAAUUGGUUUCGUUCUUCCGCGGAGUCGACUGGGAGCACAUUCGAGAAAGACCGGCUGCUAUUCCGGUAGAAGUUCGUUCAAUCGACGAUACUUCUAACUUCGAUGACUUCCCCGACGUUGCUCUGGAAAUACCCGCUCAUCCAACACCGGAAGGAGAGGUACUCAAAGAUUGGGUCUUUAUCAAUUACACCUUCAGACGGUUCGAAAGUCUCACGCAGCGUGGUACUCCGACGAAGAAAUAAGCUCGUUAAACUUUCGUUCCGAAUUUCCCCGACAUCUCUUGCUAUACUAAUCUUUACCACACAGCUUUUACUAAGAAAACCGAGUGCAGUUGGCGAACCUAACAUAUAGAAAGAGAAAUAGUGCAGAUAUAUUUAACUACGUAAUUAUAACUUAACAACCCGCUCGGACUCUGGGGCAGGGCAUUAACAAAGUGACUCAACACGUAAUUAAGCAUCCUCUAUUGUGAAGUACACAGGUAAAGAUUAUGAAAAAAUUAAGAAAAAAAAACAUUCUCACACGCUCGUAUAUAUCAAAGAAUAUUGAUACUACAGGCUCUAGGGAGUUAUAGUGCAAGAUAGUCCUUUCCAUGUUUAGAUUUGGUUCAUAUUGUGUAUGUAGUUUAUUUCCAGCCUUCACAGCCAAGUAGACUUAUGAAUUAUUUUACGUUAACAGCGAUUAUAUGAAUGGAAACGCUUGCUUAGCAAAUACGAUGAGUACGAUAAUGAUUACGCGGCGUAAAGAAACCCGUAAUCGCAACGUGGUGACACGAGCAUCCAAAUAAUAGGAAUGGUAACACUAACCUUUACAUCCACGCCACCCUACCCCCCUCCCCCGCCCCUCCCUCCUGAAAACAAUAUGAACAAAAGCAUUGUACCGUAUUCCGUUCUAGCUCUGACGCUUAGGCUAGUAGAAAGAGGUGUUCAUUGUGCGAAAACAGAACAAUUAUUUAGUGAAAAAAGCGAACUAUGUGCAACUUCAGUAGAGACGUCCUGGUACGGCAGAGGAAAUCUGUUCCUGUACUACCUAUAGCGUAUUUAAAAAAGAAAGAAUCUAAAAAAGCACUAGUGAGCAUUUCAGACAGGAGAUGAAUGAGUUGGAUUAACAGCUAAAUAGUAUUAAUAGGUAGUUAUUAUUUUAAAACCGUUUAUCCUAGUUUUAAGUUUAAAUGUUUUAGUUAUAGUAGAGCAAACCAUUUACAAACCCACUAGUUUUGAUAGGCAAAGGAAGUCCGGAUGAUUUGUUUAGUUUUGUACAUAUUCGCAUAUUCAAAAAAAGAUUAUAAAACUAUUUACGCGCCUUGCAGUUUUUUUCUAAAAUUUAUUCUUUGGCUACUAUCUACUAUUGUUUAUUUUGCUUCAAGCAUUGUUCGGCCAGCUUAUGAAAAAUACUUGUUUUGGUUUUUAUAGAUGUUUAGUACCUACUUUUAUUGCUGUGGUAAUAAAAAAAAUAUUUAAAGGCAUGACUUUUUUGCAGUCGAGUGUCCAGAAUGAGCAGGUGUAUCUUCCAUGAUCUGUUUUAUCACUAUAACAAAGAACAAAAAUAAAACGUCAAACAGCAACUGAGUGUAAGCUAAGUACCGCGUGUUUUAGUGUAAUCAAUUGAUUGAAAAUAGCUGUAGUUAAUUUUUACCUUUCCUUCCUAUCCUUACAGUGUAUUGUACAUGCAUUGCGCUAGUUUAUUACCUCGGCACCUUUGCUUUUGAUUACAUUCACACAAAGAAUCUACACACACAGCUCCAUACUGUACUGAGGAAUAAAAGUGAUACA
This is a messenger RNA of Sabethes cyaneus, 4072 nucleotides long. It is a transcript of the gene trc, whose product is annotated as serine/threonine-protein kinase tricornered. The record is from RefSeq and is a predicted model, not a curated record. NCBI's taxonomy places the organism in Eukaryota, Metazoa, Arthropoda, Insecta, Diptera, Culicidae. The transcript is spliced from 5 exons. Bases 1169 to 2545 code for a protein of 458 amino acids. Gene Ontology annotation, biological process: peptidyl-serine phosphorylation; intracellular signal transduction. Gene Ontology annotation, molecular function: protein serine/threonine kinase activity; ATP binding.